This is a messenger RNA of Spirodela intermedia, 1055 nucleotides long. The record is from the annotation of a GenBank genome assembly. NCBI's taxonomy places the organism in Eukaryota, Viridiplantae, Streptophyta, Magnoliopsida, Alismatales, Araceae.
AUGGCGGUGGAGCUGAUGAUGGGAUGCGAGGGCGAUGGAGGCGGCGAAGGUGGAAUUCCAGAGGGCUCGGUGGAGGAGGCGGCGCAGGCGGGCUUGCGGAGCAUGGAGAAGCUCCUCCGGCUGCUCUCGAGCCAGUCGCCGGAGAAGCCGCCGAAAGAGGAGGGGCCAGAGGUGGCGGUGGCGGCGGAAUGCCGGGGGGCGGUGGCGAUGUUUCAGAAGGUGAUCUCCCUCCUCGACCACGCCCGCACCGGCCACGCCCGCUUCCGGCGAGCCCCCAUCCUCCCACACCAGAUGAAGAGGCUCGCCGGCAAGGAGGCGGCGCCGGCAACGGCGGAGGCGAAAAAGAGGAAGAAAUACGACGAGGAGGGCUCCAUACAGCGGUUGCCGCCGCUGCCUCACAUCCAUCAGAACCAUCAUCUUCUGCAGCGAACCAGAUUCUCCGCCGAGGACCGGGCGGCGCCGAGGGCCGCCGGCGGCCAGCCUCCCGGGUCCUCUUCCUUCUCCCUCCCCCCGAAGAGGAGCUUCGGGACGUCGUCGGGGGGAGCCGGCGGUGCUUCAGGCAAAUGCCACUGCCCCAGAAGAAGGUGAGUGAACGAACAAUCUGAUUAUAUCACAGUUUGUUCUUCGUCUUCGUCUUCACCGUCAUCUGAUGAUAUGGUAGCAGGAAGUUGAGGUUGAAGAGGACGGUGAGGGUGCCGGCGAUUAGCUCGAAGAUGGCCGAUAUCCCCCCGGACGACUACUCCUGGCGAAAGUAUGGCCAGAAGCCCAUUAAGGGCUCCCCUUACCCACGGUAUUCUCCCUCUCCCUUCUCUCUCUCUCUCUCUCUCUCUCUCUCUCUCUCUCUCUCUCUCUCUCUCUCUAGCUAGCUCUUUCUGGAGCGAUUACCAUCCCUCUUUUCUUUAUCUUGUAGGGGGUACUACAAGUGCAGCAGCUUGAGGGGGUGCCCAGCGAGGAAGCACGUCGAGAGGGCACUGGACGACCCCACCAUGCUGAUCGUCACCUACGAGGACGACCACCUCCACGACCCCUCAGAUCCGGUGGCGCUUCCGUGUUAG